This is a messenger RNA of Synchiropus splendidus (mandarinfish), 2237 nucleotides long. It is a transcript of the gene gja9a, whose product is annotated as gap junction protein alpha 9a. The record is from RefSeq and is a predicted model, not a curated record. The coding region runs from base 400 to 1839 and encodes 479 amino acids. Gene Ontology annotation, cellular component: connexin complex. The transcript has 2 exons. Gene Ontology annotation, biological process: cell communication. NCBI's taxonomy places the organism in Eukaryota, Metazoa, Chordata, Actinopteri, Syngnathiformes, Callionymidae.
GGUCGCUGCCCGAGUGUCCUGCGGCUGUAAAGCCAUAGCUGCGGGGGCCAUGAUCCAAAUACAUCUGUAUCGACGUCCUGUGGCCAGAGUGGGGCUGGCACUCUGAGCGCUCGCUUGUUCCCACUUUGUUUCUGGCAGCACCAAACAAGAGGCGGGUCACUUGAAGUUUGGGUGAUGUCCCAGAUCGCUUGUGGAGUAUUCUAAACUGUUUGGCUGACCUCGUCUGGGCUGCAUGACCCGAGGAGAUUUGAGUCACCACCGGCAGUCUGUCCAUGCUGCAGCAAGGUAAACCACGCGCCGCGGCUGAGGAUUCAAUGGCUCAAUGAUUCGUACGAGUCUGUGAUUUGUUUGCAAAUACAUGAUGGCGUUUCUGCCUCCAGUCACAAUGGCAGAGUGAAGAUGGGUGACUGGAACUUUCUCGGGGGGAUCUUGGAGGAGGUGCAUAUCCAUUCCACCAUGAUGGGCAAGAUCUGGCUCACCAUCCUCUUCAUCUUCCGCAUGCUGGUCCUCGGCGUGGCAGCAGAGGACGUGUGGAACGACGAGCAGACCGACUUCAUCUGCAACACGGAGCAGCCCGGAUGCAGGAACGUCUGCUAUGACUUGGCCUUCCCCAUCUCCCUCAUCCGCUACUGGGUCCUUCAGGUCAUCUUCGUCUCCUCGCCGUCGCUGGUUUACAUGGGCCACGCCCUGUACAGGCUCCGGGCUUUGGAGAAGGCGAGGCAGAAGAAGAAGGCCCUCCUUCGGAAGGAGCUGGAGUUUGUGGGGGACGACUUGGCCGAGGAGAAGAAGCGGAUUGAGCGGGAGAUGAAGCAACUGGAUCAGGGGAAGCUGAACAAGGCUCCCCUGAGAGGCUCGCUGCUCCGGACUUAUGUCGCGCACGUCAUCACCCGUUCCAUUGUGGAAGUGCUUUUCAUGACUGGCCAGUAUCUCCUCUACGGCUUCCAUCUCUACCCUCUGUUCAAGUGCGAGCGAGAGCCGUGCCCCAACUCUGUCGACUGCUACGUUUCCAGACCAACAGAGAAGAGCGUCUUCAUGGUGUUCAUGCAGUGCAUCGCGGGAAUCUCCCUCUUCCUCAACAUCCUGGAAAUCAUACACUUGAGUUACAAGAGACUGAAGAAGGGCAUUUUGGACUUCUACCCUCACUUGAGAGAGGAGAGAGAUGAGCUUGAGGAUUACAUGGCGAGCAAGUCAAAGAAGGAAUCUGUGGCGCAAAUAUGUGUCAACCGGAAGGCCACGGCGGUUUCAGCGCCCGGCGAUUUUACCAUCUGGUCAGACAAAACCACAAACGUUUUCCCAAACCUGAUCCGACCCUCAGAGCUGCCCUUUCAAGGAGCAGCUCAGGGGAACUUGGAAGGAGCCCAAGUUGUGGCCGAAAGUCCAACGGCGUACGUGUGCGAGUCGACCACCAUCGAGCCGUGCUCUCUGUGUCGCGACUACAUGAUCGACGCUCAGCAAGAUCUCGAGGACUUGACAAGGGUUUCCCCGAGCAGUAAAGAGAACGGCAGCCCGGACAGAUGCCCCCUGCGGAGCUCCAUCGGGACCUCAUUCCCCACGUUGCCGGUGAGCUCGGCUAAAAAACCCUGGCGGGCGCAAGGUUCCUACCACUGCUCCACAGUGCCUGAAGGGAAAAGCUCUGACACAGACUCGUAUGGAGGAGUGGACACAGGAUGUGGGGUGGUGCUGACACAGACUAAAUCGGACGGCAAACAUUACACUCAGCCGCCCACCCCAGAGUCCCAGGAGAACUACAGCUCAGAGUCAGAGCAUCAGCUCAGGCCACCGUCCUCUUCCAUGGCUAGUAUCGCAAGCAGCAGGCGAGCCUCAGACCUGCAAAUCUGAACCUCGGAACACCCUUCAGUAGAUUAAAAUCUGUGACUGAGAUGAGGAAAAUGGGCACAACAGCUGUCAGUUCUGCACAGUAGUGACCCCAAAAUGCAUUUUGAUGAUGUUUUACAAACAGGGAGUGAAACGCCAAUCGACAAAAAGCACAGAAAUUGAUAAAAACAUGAGGCUGCCAUCAUCUUCUUGUGUGGCCUAUAUUCCCUUCACGUUUCCAUGACCUGCUGUCAUGUGAAGGAGCCAAAUGUUUGCCAACCUUUCAAUAACUUGCUCAUAUCUCAAUCGCAGCUGCACCAUUUCAACAUUUUGUAAUUCAUUUUUUAUUUAUUUUUAUUCCAAAGUUGCUUUUCUUUGAACAGGAUGUUUAAUAAAUGUGUUUGUACAGGAUGAAAUCUAUA